CUCCGUGAAUUUCAAAAUGCACAAACAAUGGUAUUUGCUAUUGAGGAAAUCAACAACAGAACUGAUAUACUUCCUGGUUUAAAAUUGGGAUAUCGAAUCUAUGAUUCCUGUGGAUCAGUAGAAAUAACUACAAGAGCCUCAUUGUCUUUAGUUAAUGAAAAUGAGAAAAAAUUAUCUGUAGUGUCUUGCUCCAAACCUGAUACAGUUCAAGCAAUCAUAGGACAAACAUCCUCCAGCCCAUCUAUUGCCAUGUCUGCAACUGUGGGACCUUUGCACAUACCUGUGGUCAGUCACUUUGCAACAUGUGCAUGCUUAAGUGACAAAAAGAAAUAUCCAUCGUUCUUCAGAACUGUUCCCAGUGAUUAUUACCAGAGCAGAGCUUUAGCUAAGCUGGUCAAGCAUUUUGGAUGGACAUGGGUAGGGGCUGUAUGCAGUAAUAACGACUAUGGAAACAAUGGCUUAAAUGAAUUCAUUAUUGCAGCCAAAGAAAUGGGAGUCUGUGUUGAGUAUUCCAAAGCCUUCUUUCGAACAGAUCCCAGAGAAAAGAUUUUGAAACUAGUUGAGAUUAUGAAGGCCUCAACCUCCAAAGUCAUUGUAGCUUUUGUUGCAUACAGUGACUUUGGUUUUCUUCUAAAGGAAAUGGCCUUACAGAACAUGACUGGGUUUCAGUGGAUUGGAAGUGAGUCCUGGAUCUCUGAUAUGAACACACCCAAUGCUGAAUGGCAACGUAUUCUGAAAGGAUCAAUGGGAUUUGCUAUACCAAAAGCUGAAAUUGACGGCUUAGGGGAAUUUCUGACUAAGCUUAAUCCCGCUACUGAUGCAGAUAUUUUUAAAGAGCUAUGGGGAACAAUAUUUGAUUGCAAGCUUCCGCAACAAGUGAAUGGUGAAAUAAAACAUAUCUGCAAAGGCAAUGAAAGUCUCAGUCAAGUUCAAAACCUUUAUACAGAUGUUUCAGAGUUACGAGGUGCAAAUAAUGUUUACAAGGCUGUUUAUGCUGUGGCCUAUGCUUUACAUAACACAUAUGGCUGUUCAAAGUUAAAGAGUGGAAAAGAAGGUUUUAUUACAUGUGCAAACAUGACAGAUAAUAAAACAUGGCAGGUAGUGAAUGAGUUGAAGAAACUCAGAUUUACUAGUGCAACUGGAGAGGAAGUAUACUUUGAUGAAAAUGGAGACCCUGCAGCAAGGUAUGAACUGCUGAACUGGCAACAAGACAAAGAUGGUAAAGCAGUAUCUGUGAAAGUGGGCUUCUACGAUGGGUCUUUGCAAGAACAUCGGCAGUUGUCAUUUAACAAAAUCAGUAUAGCCUGGGCCCACGACAAACAAGAGGUGCCAAUCUCUGUAUGUAGUCUCAGUUGUUCCCUGGGCACCAGGAAGGCUGUACAGAAAGGAAGGCCCAUCUGCUGUUUUGACUGUAUACCAUGUGCAGAGGGAGAAAUCAGUAAUAUAACAGAUUCUAUAUCUUGCAUCAAGUGCCCUCCUGAACUGUGGUCUAAUGACAAGAAAGAUACCUGUACCUUGAAGUUGGUGGAAUUCCUGUCAUUUGAGGAAUUAAUGGGAAUCAUUCUUGCAUCAUUUUCUUUGUUAGGAGUAACUUUAACUAUCUACAUUGCUGUAAUUUUCUUCAAACACAAGGACACACCAAUUGUUAGAGCAAAUAAUUCUGAACUGAGCUUCUUGUUGCUCUUCUCACUCUGUCUGUGUUUCGUAUGUUCACUUACUUUCAUUGGUCAGCCCUCUGAGUGGUCCUGUAUGCUGCGUCACACAGCGUUUGGGAUCACCUUUGUCCUCUGUAUCUCCUGUGUUCUGGGGAAAACUGUAGUGGUGUUAAUGGCCUUCAGGGCUACACUUCCAGGCAGUAAUGUAAUGAAAUGGUUUGGGCCUCUACAGCAGAGACUCAGUGUACUUGCCUUCACUCUUGUACAGGUCAUUAUUUGUGUACUUUGGUUAACAUUAUCUCCUCCUUUUCCCUACAAGAAUAUGAACUACUACAAGGAAAAGAUUAUAUUAGAAUGUCAUGUAGGCUCAGUUAUAGGUUUCUGGGCUGUGCUGGGUUAUAUAGGACUUUUGGCUCUUUUAUGUUUUAUCUUGGCUUUUCUGGCCCGGAAGUUGCCUGACAAUUUCAAUGAAGCCAAAUUCAUCACAUUCAGCAUACUUAUAUUCUGUGCAGUUUGGAUCACUUUUAUUCCUGCUUAUGUCAGCUCUCCUGGAAAAUUCACUGUAGCGGUAGAGAUAUUUGCUAUUUUAGCAUCAAGCUUUGGUUUACUAUUUUGUAUAUUUGUUCCAAAGUGUUAUAUAAUCAUUAUGAAACCAGAUAAGAAUACAAAGAAGCAUAUGAUGAGUAAAGCACCCGUGACUGAGGACUUCCUGCAGACUAUGCUUUCCUUCCUGGGACCUCUCUGUGGUCUUGGAGGGACUGCUGGAAGCCCCCUAUGA
Tachysurus fulvidraco (yellow catfish) is the source of this 2433-nucleotide messenger RNA. Its product is annotated as extracellular calcium-sensing receptor-like. The coding region runs from base 28 to 2433 and encodes 801 amino acids. Gene Ontology annotation, cellular component: membrane. The transcript has 6 exons. The record is from RefSeq and is a predicted model, not a curated record. Gene Ontology annotation, biological process: G protein-coupled receptor signaling pathway. Lineage: Eukaryota; Metazoa; Chordata; Actinopteri; Siluriformes; Bagridae. Gene Ontology annotation, molecular function: G protein-coupled receptor activity.